UGCAUGUUUGUGUAUACAGCCUUUGGCUUCAGUGGCUCAGCAAUGAUUUGUUGCCUCAUACCAUUCAAGCUAGUAAUAGGAUGGCUUUUCACUUGGCAGAGUUGAAAAACAUCACCAAGAGUACAGCCUCGCUGGAUAGCCGAGUGACAAGCGUUAAGUUGGCAGGGCGCCGCUAGACAGUCCAUGGCGAGGCUGUGGACAACCAGCACUUGGCAUGUCAUCAUUCUCGGACAAGGCUUCACCUUCUUUCUCACAUCACGUCUUAGAGUAACACGUCUGCCCACUCCCACCUGUAUUUCUAUGGCAGAAAUCGUUGGCCUAGUGUCUGGGGCAAUAACGUUGGCUGAUGCAUCUCACAAAGCAGGCAGCGGAAUCCUAGCCCUCAGGCGCCUCUGGAAUGAUGUCCACGAUGUCCCAGACUACAUCAACUCUUUGCUCGACAGAUUGAGUCUCGUUCAUUCAGUUCUGGCGGAUUUGAAAGACCAGCUAAGCCGCGAUCAAAAUAUACUGCCCGCGAACAGUGCCAUCCAGCUAAGCGUCCAGUACUGCGACAAGGCAAUACAGAAUCUGGAUACUUUGGUGAACGAACUAAAGCAAAAUGUUGAAGACAAGGCAAGGCUGAGAAGGAACAAAGCAAGGAUCAAAGCGGUUUUCGAAAGGGAUCUAAUACAGCGCCUUGAGAGAGGAUUGCAGGAUGCUUUGCAGCUUCUUGGUAUUGCCCAACAGACCUACGCUGUGGCUUUAAUGAGACAACAGCCUUCGUUAAUCGCGACUCAAAUGCCCACCCAGGCUGGGACACUGGCCACGUCCGGAAGUCCCAGUACUACACAGACACUUUCCCCGAGGAAGCAUGAGCCCCCAUCAGCGACGGAAGCGACAUGUAAUCUAUGUAAACCUACUAAUGCCGGUUUCCUUUCUCUUCCGUGGAUUUAUUCGAGAUUUCUUGGAAGCUACACAUCAAAGUCUUCGUUCGUUAACUCCACUGGACUCUCGGCUCCAGCUGAAGAGACAUAUCGUGCUCGAGUUCAGCUCCCAUCAUGGCUUGCGCGAUCCGUGUGGGAUAUCUGCGCAAAGCGAGCUAGCAAUGGAUGGACAUACUCCCUACGACAUUGGACGAUCAGACCAGAGAGAACUGAAAUAUUUGAAACAGCUUUUGAAGGCGACCUUGCAAGUGUUGUCCAAAUAUUCGAUGACCGGGCAGGGUCUUUGUACGACCGAGAUCCGCAAGGUUGGACCUUGCUCCACUAUGCUGCAUUCCAUGGCAAUCUCGAAAAGGUCACCUACCUGAUGCAAAAGGGCUUGAGCAUCCACGAGACGAACAACGACGGAAGCAGCCCGCUAUAUUACCUCUGUCGAAACGCCGACCAAGCAACCGAGGUCUUAAGCACCUACCGGUUCCUAAAAUCAGCAGAGGAUCUAACAGAUGCUGCUAAUACGGUAUUCUUUUCCAUCCGGAGUGGUGCGUCUCACCAGAAAAGCACCCUGCACAGGUUCAUAUGGAGUGUACCAGGCCUGCUGGAUCUCGUGCUUGAUGAGUUCCAUUCAGUGCCCCUAGAGUCCCGGUUCAAGUCUAUCAUCUGGCGAUACGUCGAUCCAAAAGUCCUUCUUGAUACGAUCGUACGAGAGAAUCUAAUAGACGCGGAGAUUUUUCGUCAACAACUGCACGCCGACCCAACAAGAUCACUACAUGAAUUCGCUAAGGUGUACUUCCAGAAUGUCCCUGGCGGCCCCAACGCCGAGGACCAGGUUGUGCACCAGCUAGAAACGGCCUUCGAAGACUGGAGGGAGCUUGCUCGUUGGCUAUUUCAAGGAAUCGCCUCUGAAGAUCUCAGCCGGCAGGGUAAUGAUUCCUGGGAGGCUACAACGCCGUUAUUUGCAGGGUUGCUUGGCUGCGGGUGGGAGAUUCCUUGCUCGCCCUGGGAACUGAGACGUAAUAAACGGCGCCUUGAUGCUGCUAUUUCGUUUUGGUUGGAAGAUUUGAAGAGCGCAGGGGUUGAUCUGAAGAAAUACGGGAAAUGGGAACGGACGAUGUUUCGCGAGAGUUACAUGUUGCGAACUGCUCGCUGGGAGAGAUUGGGAUGUGGUGGAGGUGAUGAGGGUAAUGGACAGGGGCCGAUACUGGUCUCUAUACAAUCGGGUCCUUGUCCUGGAGAUUGGGAGCUUGUACUCGACAGUUUCGGAGAGACUUUUGUAGGGGCGUUCUUUGAAUGGGCCGAGUCUAAGCGGCCUUUGAUGCCGGGGUCGUGGGAUGAGGAUGACGUAGAUUGACUGGUGUAAAUUGCCAUUUACCUUUCAUAGCACAUCGCUGCAUUAGUCCCUAGGGAUUCCCAGACUCUGCUAUUAUAAGUAGCAGUAACAGCCGUCACAUCGUCG
Messenger RNA from Aspergillus versicolor CBS 583.65, 2373 nucleotides. RefSeq lists its product as uncharacterized. The record is from RefSeq and is a predicted model, not a curated record. NCBI's taxonomy places the organism in Eukaryota, Fungi, Ascomycota, Eurotiomycetes, Eurotiales, Aspergillaceae. The transcript has 4 exons. The coding region runs from base 184 to 2268 and encodes 694 amino acids. Gene Ontology annotation, molecular function: protein binding.